Danio aesculapii is the source of this 5249-nucleotide messenger RNA. RefSeq names its product pleckstrin homology domain-containing family G member 1. The transcript is spliced from 18 exons. The coding region runs from base 247 to 4815 and encodes 1522 amino acids. The record is from RefSeq and is a predicted model, not a curated record. Gene Ontology annotation, molecular function: guanyl-nucleotide exchange factor activity. Lineage: Eukaryota; Metazoa; Chordata; Actinopteri; Cypriniformes; Danionidae.
CAUGCAGACCGUCAGGACCGCUGAUGUGUGUGUGUGAACUGGGGAUUUACUGAAUGUGUGUGUGUGUGUGUGUGUGAUACUCUCAGUUUCAGUGCACAGACGGAGCAAUCCUGUGUGUCCCAGAGAGAAUGUAAAGUGAAUUGAAGGAUUAGAGGAGUGUUUUUUUGUGUGCGUGUGUGUGUGUGUGUGUGUGGCACUGGUCUGGAAUACUAAGUGGAUAUGUGAUCAAAUCUGGAUUGAGCUGCGAUGCCUACGGAAGAUUAUCCAUUCUCCGCUGAUGUUCUGCCGCCGCUCCCGGAGGUCCCUGUUGGAGGGGCGGUGCUAAACCAGGUGUCUGGUCCAAUCAGAAGCUCCGCCUUGAGAUACUGCUCCUCGCGCAGCAUGGACUCCACACACUGCACUGACCGACCCGUCAGCUACGGCUCCACGUCCUCAUCAGCCUCAUCCCGCGACAGUCACUGCUCACUGGGGGGACGGCCGGUGUUAGGUUCCACCCCCGAGCGGGACCGUGAUUCUGGAGCUAUCCGACUGGAGCUGGUGCCUGCCCGGCAGCUGGAGGAGGAGGAGGAGGAGUCAGGGAGGAAGACACGCAAACUUACCAAUCAGGAUGCAGAGAUUCAGUCGCCAGAGGGACGUAAAGUCCAGUAUGUGGACCGAGUGGUGGAAGAAAUUCUGGAGACCGAAAAAACCUACGUCCAAGAUCUUCGCAGUAUAGUACAGGAUUACCUGGACUGCAUCAGCAACCAGUCCCUUCUGCUGCUGGGAGAUGAGGAGAGGAACUCUUUAUUUGGGAAUAUCCGGGACAUCUACCGAUUUAACAGUGAGCUGCUUCGUGACCUGGAGAAGUGCAACGCCAACCCAGUCGCCAUUGCAAAGUGUUUUGUAGCCAAGAGCGAAGACUUCCACAUCUACACGCAGUACUGCACAAAUUAUCCAAGGUCCGUUGCUGUCUUAACGGAGUGCAUGCGGAACAAAAUGGUGGCAAAGUUUCUGCGAGAGCGCCAGGAAAGUCUUAAACACUCCCUUCCUCUCGGCUCCUACCUGCUUAAACCUGUCCAGAGGAUCCUAAAGUACCAUCUACUUCUGCAUGAGAUUGCCACUCAUCUGGAGAAGGACUCAGAGAUGUAUGACGUGAUCCAGGAGGCCAUUGACACCAUGCAGAGGGUGGCCUGGCACAUCAAUGACAUGAAGAGAAAGCAUGAGCACGCAGUCAGGCUGCAGGAGAUCCAGAGUUUGCUUACUAACUGGAAGGGGCCUGAUCUGAUUGGCUAUGGCGAGCUGGUUCUCGAGGGCACGUUUCGCAUCCAGAGAGCAAAGAACGAGAGGACGCUAUUCCUGUUUGACAAACUUUUGCUGAUCACCAAAAAACGUGAAGAGACCUACACAUACAAGGCCCACAUUCUGUGUUGUAACCUAAUGCUGGUAGAAGUCAUACCUAAAGAGCCUCUGAGCUUCAGCGUGUUUCACUACAAGAACCCCAAACUUCAACACACUGUGCAGGCGAAGUCUCAACAGGAUAAGAAAAUGUGGGUCCUGCAUCUAAAACGGCUGAUCCUUGAAAACCAUCCAGCCAAAAUACCGGCCAAGGCUAAGCAGGCCAUUCUGGAGAUGGAUACUGCAAACCACCCAAGUUUUAAUUACAACUCUGAUGACAAGAGAUUGAACACUAAAGAGGGUCCCUCACCCCGGAGAGUACGCAGGAAGACAGAGCCCUUAUCUAAGUUACUGAAGAACUCCAAACACAUCAUAUCCAGCCCAGAUAUACAGAAGCGCUCUAGUUUUGGGGUCACUCUGCUGUCACCGGUCGCCAGUUUGGGUUCUAUUGGCCGAUCCCGCAGUCUAGUCAGCGAAUCAGAGGAGUCUCUGGACCCUGGUGAUCACAGUGAUGUAGACGAUGAGCCGAACACACAGGAUGCUGAUGAUGAGGACGACACUGGAUUGAGCUCUGGGGGGAAGCUGAGAGUGCCAGGAAAAGGAAGCCGAAAAAGACUAAACCAGCAAGUGUCGGUGGACAGCAUUGAACAGUGGAGAAACAAUGACCUCACCCAUGCAGACCUCCAGACUGCUAAACAGUCCCUGAAAAAUAAGGUCAUCACCCCACCUAUCCUACGGGUGACUGCACCUCCUGAAUCAGACGGAGGAGAUGAACACCUCCGUGCCAUGUUGGGAACAGGACAGGCACCUGCUUUCUGCAAUAUUUGGACAGAUCAUCGAGUCCGAAGGGCUAUGUUUCCCACUCGCCAGAAGAGUUUUCAAAUCGAUGACGAUGAAGACAUCUAUCAGAUGUUCCUGCCAACAGAGAAUGAUGUAAGCAGUCACGAUGCCGAGAGUGACCACGAGACUGCUGAUCAUCCAGAAAGACCCUGUAGCUGGCAUGUAGAACAGACAAAAACAUCACGGCUAGGCCUUCCAGCAAGAGGAGUCCUUCGCAGGGCUAACAGUUUUGGAGAAGAGCCGAGUGAGCAACAAAUUCCUACUAAGCGACCCCUGGAAGAGGAAGAGAUCAAUAACCAGACUGAGUCUUCAAGCAAUGAAAUCUCAGGGUCAUCGUCUGCUGAGCAGUUAACAGCUGAUGAUAUCGAGAAUGUUUAUGAUAACAUUAGUUACGAAGAGCUUCAAGCCAUGGGACUAAUCCGAAAGGAUCAAGUUAACCAUGCAGUUCCUGAGGUCAAACCUAUGAUAGCACCACAAGUUAUUAUAACUCCAACUGAGACGGAGAGUUCAUGUGGCAGCAAUAGGUCUUCUGGUCAAGAAGGGGAGCCGUUUGAGACUUGUGAGCUGCAAAUUGUUGAGAAUGAGGAGAAUGUCUAUGACACUAUUGUCUUUCAGGAGUGCCCAGUCAUUACAGCUCCGCCUGAUCAGGGAAAACCAGCCAAUGUGCAAAGAUCUGAGGCUGAUAUUAUAGCUACCCAGAAAUUAGGAGGGUUUGAAUCUGAGGAAAACCCCUGUCCUAGAAAUAAGACAGAUUUUGAGCAUCCACACAUUCCUUCCGACACUGAAACAUCUCAGCUUUCCGCAGCUGAUAAUACAUUGGAGCAAGUGGAUGAGAUCUGGACGGAUUUGGAAAACUACAUUCGAAAAAAUGAAAAGAAGCCAGACAAACUUCCGGCUGCAUUUCCUGUAAGUGGAACAGACGCCACAUGUAAAACAAAAGACUCUCCUGAAAAAUCAUGUGAUUCCCCAAACAAAGCACAAAAAUCACACAACUCCCCAAGUAAAACAAGCAGGUUGCAACAAAAGGAUAAUGAUUCCCAAUGCAAAGCACUAGAAUCUCCAAGUAAGAAAGCAAAUUCUGCACAAAGAUCAAGUGAUUCUCCAUGUAAAUUACCAUUAAAAACCCUCCCUGUUGGUACACCUGGUUCCCCCAUCCCACCAGCCACUAAGCCCCCUCCAGCUCUCCAGAUCCCCAUCAUCAACCUUCCAGAAAAUAUUUUGGAUGAAAAUGAUGGAGCAUCUUCUCCUGCAGCACCUUCCCUCCCUCUGCCCCCGACCCCUGAGCCUCAGCCGGGCACGGUGAAGAGCAUUCGCAAUAAACUCGCAAGACUAAGCAGUGGGAGCUUUCGGGAUGAUGAUGACAUCCCUUCACCAAAGGACUCAGAGCUUCAUGUCCUGUUUAGUAGCCUAGACGCUGGAUCUUCUAAUCUGCUGCUUAGUCCGGAAGCAGGCGACCAGUUUCUUGACCUUGGGGAAAAAGGCAAGAACAGAGUAUUCCUCAUGGCUAGGCAGUACAGUCAGAAGAUCAAAAAAGCCAAUCAGUUGCUGAAGAUGAAGAGCAUGGACCAUGAGCCCAGUUGUGCUAAGCUCAAGCUCAGCAAACAAAAAGACCUGGCAGCCAUACUGGAGGAGAAGAAACAAGGUGGCAGUGCAAUUGGUGCAAGAAUAGCAGAGUACUCGCAUUUGUAUGAACAUGUUGUUUUUAAGGGUUCUCCAACCAGUACUCCAAUGCUGAAGUCAUCUAUCAGUCUUGCAGGCCCGCAUCCACUUUUCCCCAGCACCACUUCAUCCCCAUUCUUUUCUGAGAGCUUGACUCAAGAUUCUGACUGGUUAAACUGCACAUAUAGUAAUGGAGAACUUGCUGAUUUUGUGUCGUGGCCAGCAGAAACUUCAACCCCGCAGCGAGGAAUGACCCCUGCGAGUUCUAGUCCUGCGCUGAAGAACCUUCCACCUACUCCCAGCACUCCUCCCAAUCAACGCUGGAGUGCUUGUGUGACACCAAGUAAAGAUGACUCUGAACACAUUUACAGUUCAAUUGGGCCAAGGACCGCUAAGGUGUCCUCCUAUAAUCGCUGCAAGUCCUCAUCUUCAUUGAUAGACCAUAUUGAAAAUGUGAGCAGCAAGGGUCAGUGUACUGGGAUGUGGGAGGGGAACGGUAAAGAAGCAAGGACACAAGUGCCUCGUCAGCACAGCCUCCCUGAAUGUCCAGUCCAGGGGAAAUCAGAGCCCUCGACGCCAUGUGAUAUUACACUGCGGGACUCACAGCAAAUCCUGGUGCUGAACAGGCAGGCACCGCUGAAUGCUCAAAGUGCCACUGAGAAUUAUCUGGCCAACUUUAAAGAUACCGGAGAUGACGAUGAUGAUUAUGUAGAGAUCCGUUCUGAAGAUGAGGGUGAAGAGCAGAAGAAAGAAUUGGCAGGCACUGCGGGCAGCAUGCAAACCCUUGUGAAAGGACAGCAGGUUUCUACUAGCACUGAUAUGGCUCUGCAGGGUUACAUGUGGAAUGAUCCAGAUUGCAGCCAGCAAGGUCUAAAUCAACCCACUAUUGUUCAGUCACUGAGGGAUAAGUUCCAGUGUCUCGGAUCAAGCAGUAUUGUAUAGGAAGCAUGAAUGAUCACAAACAUAGCAAGGAGGGGACAAGACACAACAAAAUCAAACUUGCACAUGGAACAUGUUACAAAACUUUAAGACACAACAUAAAGCACAUGAACAUUUUAACUGCAAUUCAUUGUACUUUAUUGAGCUCAAUGCACUCAACGAUAACACAAAACGAUUUAGCAUUACUCUCAUCUCUACUCUUAAACUGUAAGAUCUAAAGAAGAACACUGUACACAAUUUAUUUUCUUUCUCUUUUCUUUAAUAUGAAGAAGCAAUAUCACAAGACUUUCAGUGUAAAGGUGAUAUUAAGACUGUUUUGCGUAAGGCGCAUAUGGAAGCCCGUUCCCGCCACUGAAUAAAAAAAAAAUUUAAGUGAAAAAAAAAGUUUAAAAAAAAAAAUAAUAAAUUAAGUCGCAAUUCUGAGUUAUAAAGUCGCA